This is a messenger RNA of Glossina fuscipes, 413 nucleotides long. RefSeq lists its product as uncharacterized. The transcript has 2 exons. The record is from RefSeq and is a predicted model, not a curated record. Bases 98 to 394 code for a protein of 98 amino acids. NCBI's taxonomy places the organism in Eukaryota, Metazoa, Arthropoda, Insecta, Diptera, Glossinidae.
AAAAAGUAUUAAUCGUCAAAUCUAUUCCUCUACAUAAAAUAUUUGGCAGCACUUUACUUGUCAUAUAGUCUACACGACAAUUUUAAAUGAUAUUAAGAUGGACGCAGAAAUGCAACGAAUGAUGAAAAUUCGACCUUUACAAGAGGCUGUAAUAAAUUAUCGCGCAACGGUCUCAAAAUAUCGUACAAUAAUGAAGAAGAUUUGUGUCUCGGAGAGCAAAAGUCUUAUCAAUGUGGAAAUGACCGUGGAUGAUGUAAAAUUAAAAUUACCAGAUCCUCAAAAUAUACCUCCGCUUACCAAUUUGCAUACAGCAACAAAUGUAAAUAUUUUACUUUUUCAAACUAUAAAGAAAAGAAAGCUAUGCAGUUUAUUUUCAGGCCGAUUACUUGCGUAAACAAACUUUUGUCGCACAA